Eruca vesicaria subsp. sativa (arugula) is the source of this 2996-nucleotide messenger RNA. NCBI's taxonomy places the organism in Eukaryota, Viridiplantae, Streptophyta, Magnoliopsida, Brassicales, Brassicaceae. The record is from the annotation of a GenBank genome assembly.
UUUCUGAAGCUCGUGUCGAGAAGAAAGGUAGCGAAUGGGAAGUGGAGUUACUAUUUUUGUUUUGUCAUUGAAGAGAUAUGGAAAGUGAGUGUGCAACAACAAUCUCAACCCCACCUCCUGAUGGGCUUACUGAAGGGAACCCCUCGAAAACGCGUCACGGGAGGACUAGUGGCCCUACAAGACGUUCAACUCGAGGUCAAUGGACACCAGAAGAGGAUGAGAUUUUGAAAAAAGCUGUCCACAAUUUUAAUGGGAAAAACUGGAAGAAGAUAGCUGAAUACUUCAAGGAUCGAACUGAUGUUCAAUGCCUCCACAGGUGGCAAAAGGUCCUUAAUCCUGAACUUGUUAAAGGGCCAUGGACCAAGGAGGAAGAUGAUAUGAUUGUUCAGUUAGUCCAAAAAUAUGGGCCGAAGAAGUGGUCCACUAUUGCUCGGUAUUUACCUGGCCGUAUUGGAAAGCAAUGUAGAGAGAGGUGGCAUAAUCAUCUCAAUCCUGCUAUAAACAAGGAAGCUUGGACUCAAGAAGAAGAGCUGGUUCUGAUUCGUGCUCAUCAGGUAUAUGGUAAUAGAUGGGCAGAGUUAACAAAGUUCUUGCCUGGAAGGUCGGACAAUGGAAUUAAAAAUCACUGGCACAGUUCAGUUAAGAAGAAACUGGAUUCUUAUAUGUCGUCUGGCCUUUUGAAUCAGUAUCAAGCCAUGCCUUUAGCUCCUUAUGAGAGAAGCUCCACAUUGCCAUCUGCUUUUAUGCAGAGUACUAUAGAUGGUAAUGGCUGCAUAAGUGAACAGGCAGAGAAAGAAGUAGAAAACUGUCAGGUUUCAAGCGUGGCUGGUUCCUCUAUAUCUACUAUGGAUUAUCAAAAUGGAAUGAUAAACAUGGGGCAACACUUUCACCCUUGUGAAAACUCUCACAUGAAUGAGGGAGCUGCGUAUCAUUCAAAUCAGUAUUAUUAUCCGGACCUGGAAGAUAUCUCAGUCUCCAUCUCAGGACUCUCUUAUGACAUGGAGGACUGUUCACAGUUUCCUGAUCAUAAUGUCUCGAGUUCUUUGAGUCAGGAUUACCAAUUUGUACAGGAGCUGUCGGAUGUUUCAAUGGAGAUGAGACAUAAUAUGUCAGAGUUACCAACGCCAUAUACCAAGGAGAGCAAGGAAUCUUCUCUGGGAGCUUCAAACUCUACAUCAUAUAUAGAUGAGGCUACUUACACAAACCCUGCAAACGUUUCCAGGUCUGAAACGGAAUGUUGCAGGAUCCUUUUCCAUGAUCAAGAGAGUGAAGGGCUCAGUAUUUCUAGAUCUUCGAUUCAAGAGGCAAACGAGGUUGACCUGGCAGACUAUCAAAAUCCUGUUAUCUGUGCAUCAGUUUCAGACAGCCAGAUUUCAGAAGCUACAAAAUCUCCUGUACAGAGCUCUUCUUCAAAGUCUAUUACAACAGCUUCCUCAGGCAAAGAAACUCUCCGGCCGGCUCCCUUGAUCAUAUCACCUGAUAAGUAUUCCAAGAAGUCAUCUGGAUUGAUAUGUCAUCCUCUUGAGGCAGAACCAAACUCCAGGACAAAUGAAAAUGGUGGCUUCAUUACUUGUGCUAAUGAAGGGCCUAAUAACUCCAGCGAAGAAGAUCACUCAUAUCAUUUGAAUGAUUCCAAAAAGUUGGUUCCAGUGAACGACUUUGCUUCUCUAGCAGAAGUUAAGCCACACUCUCUUCCUAAGCAUGAGCCAAACACAACAAUAGAGCAGCAUCAUGAUGAUACAGGAGGAGCAUCAUCAAGUCUCUCAUUUCCAAGCUUGGACCUACCUGUUUUCAACUGUGAUAUCUUACAAUCUAAAAACGAUCCGCUGCAAGAUUAUAGCCCUCUUGGCAUACGCAAGCUACUGAUGUCCACCAUGACGUGCAUGAGUCCCCUACGGCUGUGGGAAUCUCCCACUGGUAAAAAGACGUUGGUUGGAGCAAAGUCAAUCCUGAGGAAACGCACCCGUGAUCUGCUGACACCGUUGUCUGAGAAAAGAAGUGAUAAAAAGCUUGAAAUUGAUUUAGCAUCCAGUCUUGCAAAAGAUUUUUCACGUCUGGAUGUGAUGUUUGAUGAGAGUGAGAGUGGAGUAUCAAUGUCUCUUGAGAAAACAGAGCAAACUUGCUUGGAUGCAUAUGUUGAGAAUGUUGAAAGUUUAUCUGGUGUUCUUUCUGAGAACAAUACCAACAACCAAGUGCUGUCUCCUCCUGCUCAGUCAGUAACCAAAGCAGAGAAGGCACAAGUUUCAACACCAAGAAAUCAUUUGCAGACUCUCAUGGCUAAUUCUAACAAAGAUCAACAUUCUCCUGCAAGCCUUUGUUUCGUCAUCAAUUCGCCAUCUCGUGGGAGAAACACCGAGGGUCAUAUUGUUCACAGUGAGACAAGCAAUGAGAGUUUCAGCAUAUUCUGUGGAACUCCAUUCAGGAGAGGUCUUGAAUCUCCGUCAGCCUGGAAAUCUCCAUUCUACGUAAACUCUCUCUUGCCAAGCCCAAGGUUUGACACAGAUAUAACAAUCGAGGACAUGGGAUACGUUUUCAGCCCUGUGGAGAGAAGCUACGGGAGCAGAGGACUUAUGACAAAGAGAAAUGAGCAUACAAGUGCAUUUGCAGCAUUCGAUGCAAUGGAGGUUUCACUUUCAGCAAGUAACUAUAAUGAUGCAAGGAAGAUGAUGGAAUUGGAUAAAGAGAAUAAUGAUCCUCUACUGGGGGAGCGUCGAGUGCUGGACUUCAACGAUUGCGAGUCACCCACCAAAGUAACAUAAGAAGCCUCAUCCUCUUACCUCUUAAUGAGAUGUAGGUAAAAAGCCAGAACCUCAAUACAUAAAAUUCAUUGCACGUAUGUGCAUCUUCUGUAAACAGACUCUCCCUGGUUGGAUCAACUUCUCUGUUUUUUUUCUCUUUAAAUGAAUCAGCUUGAAUGAAUUUAUGUAGAUACUGUGUACUCGAUAUAAUAUAGUAUAUACAUCUCCCAUAUUUGCCUGCAAUGAGUAUGCACAUUC